AUGCACUCUAUCAACCUCCUCGCUGGAGCCAUCCUCAUCGGCUCCUCUCUGGCAUUCCCCGGAAACUGGCCAGACCAUCACAAGCCUCAUCCCACUGGCGGACUCACCACUACUUCUUUCCCUCCUCCCCCGUUGUCUACUGGGAACGUUCCACCUCCGCCGCCUCCUCCCCCAGCAACUACCCUAACAUCCACUUAUACUUCCAUCUCUACUGCCACUGGCACUGGCCGUGAAGUCACCUAUACCAACACUAUUACCAAAACAAUCUUCAUCCCAACCUCGACGUCGGUCGGUACCCAUGGUGCUUCCACUGUGUACUCGACGUGGUUGACUUCUACAACCGCCGUUUCUGCUUCAACCUGGACUACCAUUAUUCCAGUGACAACUGUUCCUAUUCCAGUGACAACUGUGCCGGUUAUUGUCCACACCUCGGCCUGUCCACUUCCAGUUACUGAAACAGAGACCGUCACUGUGACUGUGACUGCUACUGUGGGACUAACAUCUGCUGGAGGUGGUGGUAACGGUGGUUCGGGAGGCGAGACUACUAUCACCAAGACGAGUACUGUAGGACAUGUUUUCACUAGUACCGGUUCUAUAGGCGAGUCCACUACAACCAUCCUCGUACCUCCCCCUCCCCCUCCACCAGCAACGUCAACUAUUACGGGAACUGCUACCAAGACGGCUACCGAGACCGACGUCACCACAGCAACCUGUACAGAAUCCGUUACCACAUGGACUUCUACCUCAACUGGAACAGGAACCGGGCCAGCUGGGACAGGCGCUCCUGGAUGGGGGUCCAAGAAGUGGUCUCUUGAGAGAAAGCCUCUGGCGUUUGCUCGCCGAGCCUAA
This is a messenger RNA of Talaromyces proteolyticus, 849 nucleotides long. RefSeq lists its product as uncharacterized. The coding region runs from base 1 to 849 and encodes 282 amino acids. The transcript has a single exon. The record is from RefSeq and is a predicted model, not a curated record. NCBI's taxonomy places the organism in Eukaryota, Fungi, Ascomycota, Eurotiomycetes, Eurotiales, Trichocomaceae.